Molecule: messenger RNA, 843 nt
Organism: Alnus glutinosa
Lineage: Eukaryota; Viridiplantae; Streptophyta; Magnoliopsida; Fagales; Betulaceae
Exons: 2
Coding region: 14-667 (217 amino acids)
Source: RefSeq, a predicted model, not a curated record
UAGUUGUACAUCAAUGGAACGACUCUCUAUUUCGUCAAACCACAAGAGAGGACUACUUUUUGACCUUCGUCAUUGCCACAAAUUGACGGAGAUUCAAGGCUUGGAGAAUUGGGAAAUUUCUACUAUUCAAAAUCAAGCAUAUGAUUUUAAGAGUCAUCUCCAGUGUCCGUUAACCAUUGGCGAUGAUGAGUCUCGUGUCAUUUGCAUACCUGGUAGUGAGGUUCCAAAUUGGUUCAGCCACAGGACAUAUUCGAAUUUUAUAUCCUUCCAUGUACCUUCAAUUUCAAAGGGUCAAUUCCCUCGGUUGUUUGUUUGUGUUGUUAGUCCUUUUAAUGGAACCAGAGAUAUCAGGGGGUUCCGUUACAUUCCUAGCCUGACAAUCAGAAAUGAAACUAGAGGCAACGAGAAAUUCCUUCAGCCUUGGACAGCAACUGAUUGUACGGACGAGUUUACUUUGCCAAGAACAAACGGAAAUAGUGAUCAUGUCUUUCUAUACCUGACAGCACUCAUAAGAAAUAAAUAUGAGCUGGAAAGUGGACUCAUAUUUAAUGAAUUGGUGAUGGAAAGUGGAGAUGAAAUUACGGUGUUCUUCGGAUUUCGGGGAAUGAAACCUUUUGUGGAGGGGUUAGGAGUUCUUGUAGUAGUUGACGAACCAAAUGUAAUGUAAGAAGAAGUUACAUUGAAGAACUUUGGAGGACUUAUGUUUUACUUGUUUAGUUGUUGUCUUUUAGUUUUAGUAGUAGAAAAGUCUUAAGACAAUGUGAAUAAAGACAGCAGUUAUAUUCACGUUGUUUACACAGUCAGAAACAACGUGUAUAAUUAACAUCGUUUUAAUAAAAAAUG